This is a messenger RNA of Siniperca chuatsi (mandarin fish), 2039 nucleotides long. Its product is annotated as transformer-2 protein homolog alpha-like. Gene Ontology annotation, biological process: positive regulation of mRNA splicing, via spliceosome. The transcript has 9 exons. The record is from RefSeq and is a predicted model, not a curated record. The coding region runs from base 641 to 1228 and encodes 195 amino acids. Gene Ontology annotation, molecular function: RNA binding. NCBI's taxonomy places the organism in Eukaryota, Metazoa, Chordata, Actinopteri, Centrarchiformes, Sinipercidae. Gene Ontology annotation, cellular component: spliceosomal complex.
AUUAAAUUAAAUCAGUCGUUAGAGCCAGUGUAUAACGUACUUUAUUUUACACAUCUGCUGUCUAGUUACAGUAAUAUGAGCGACAACGAGAAAGACUUCAGGGAGCAGGUUGAGGUUGGAAGAAAGAAAAAGGCGGAAGACGUUUCAGAUGUGAAGUUGUUAAUAUUUGAAGCUGAUGGUGUUGAUGCAUGCUAAUGUAUUGGAUGCUGAAAAGAAGCGAUCAAGAUCUGUCCCCACUACUAGUGUUGUAAUGGCAGAUGGUAAAUGGGGGAAGAGGAGGAAAAAAGAAGUCAUAAUGUCAAAACAGAAGAAAGAAGAAAUGAAGGGUUGUUUUGAAGUAAUGAAGUUAUGAAGUUAAGAUCAGAAGUUUACCAGGGACUCGCAGCCUGGCUCGAGGAGUGCGUCCCCUCAGGGCUCGGCAAAAUCCACCAGCCGCUCACCAGCACGCUCCAAAGAUGGCUCCCGCCGCUCCAGGUCCAGAUCACGUUCUCGAUCUAGAUCCAAAUCCAGGUCCCGUUCCCAUCGAAGCUCACGCAGGCACUACUCCCGCUCUCGUUCCCGCUCUCACCGGCGCCGUUCCAGCAGGAGCCGAUCUCGUAGCUGGGAAUACCGCCGGCAUAGGAGCCAUAGCCGUUCCCCAAUGUCAAAUCGUCGCAGACACAUUGGCAACAGGGCCAAUCCAGACCCCAACAACUGUCUGGGUGUGUUUGGGCUGAGCCUGUACACCACUGAGAGGGAUCUGAGAGAGGUUUUCUCUAAAUACGGCCCUUUGAGUGAGGUCAACAUCGUGUAUGACCAGCAGUCCCGUCGAUCAAGAGGCUUUGCCUUUGUCUACUUUGAAAACUGUGAGGAUUCCAAGGAGGCCAAGGAGCGUGCUAAUGGAAUGGAGCUUGAUGGGCGCAGGAUCCGAGUGGAUUUCUCUAUUACAAAACGAGCCCAUACUCCCACUCCUGGAAUCUACAUGGGACGUCCCACAUACGGCGGUGGUAGUGGUGGUGGCGGUGGCGGCGGCGGUGGUGGUAGUAGUAGUGGAGGUUCAUCGCGGCGCGCCUCGAGGGAUUACGACAGGGGCUACGACAGAGGCUACGACAAAGGUUAUGAUCGGGACUAUGAUCGCUAUGAUGACCGAGAAUAUAGAUCAUACAGACGCAGAUCUCCGUCGCCUUACUAUAGCAGAGGGUACCGCUCACGAUCCCGAUCACGGUCCUACUCACCACGUCACUACUGAGCAGCAAAAGAAGAGUCGAUGACAGAUUCAGUGUUAUUGCUUGGAUGCUUGUCUUAUGUUUUUCUGACCACAUUAUGUAUGUGAUAGGAAUUCUGGAUUUGUUUAUGUAUUAAAGGUUUAAGAAAUUGUCCUAAAAAUGCAGGCUGUCUGAGCAACACAAUGUCAGUGGUUAAUAAUAAAAUGAGGUAACUUAGCAUUACCAAAUUUGUAGGAAGAAUAGUGUGAAAGUGUUUAAAAUGACAGAACGUAGGUUCAAGUGGAAAUGGGCAGUUCUCCGGAUGUGCGCCAAAAACGUAUCACGUGUUCAUUGGCUAACUUUUUCCAUCACUUUUUUAAAUUAAAAUCUGAAGUCAUUUUUGGCUACAAAAAGGAAUCGAAAACUCAAACCUAUUUGGCGGUGGUAAUUAAACUAAGGACUGGCUUGUUUAUGCUUGAUUCGACAGACUUGUUUUUAUAUGAGCAGGAUUUUCUGUGGCAGUUAUAUUACAAUUUCUCAUUUUGCUGUUUGUAUGUAGUUUGUUUCUUAAACUGUCAAGAUCCUAGUUUGCUCUUUGUUGUUUUAAAUACCCUUUUGUUUUUGUCUUUUUCUGGUGAAAACUUUCGUUGUUGUGUAUAUAAGCAAUAAAAAAAUACUUUGGUCAUUUGCUCUGUUAAGUAGCGGUGUGUAGUAUACUGUAAUGGUCACAUUACCCCAUGGUUUUAGAGGCAGGAAUGCUGCAGGUAUUGUACCAUGAAGUCCCAUCAAAUAUUUGGAAUUAUUGUUUGUUUUUGGGUUUAUUCUUUACACAAAUAAAAAAUAUUACUGCUUGGA